Messenger RNA from Brenthis ino (lesser marbled fritillary), 1599 nucleotides. Lineage: Eukaryota; Metazoa; Arthropoda; Insecta; Lepidoptera; Nymphalidae. The record is from the annotation of a GenBank genome assembly.
AUGGCUAACAUUACAUUCUUUUUAUGUUUCUCAUUUUUUGGUUUUCUGUUUUCAAUUAGUAUUGCAUAUUUACUUAAAUUAAAUAGCAAUACAACAGUUUCAAUGGCAAACAAUGGUAUUCUCUUUGUAUCAAAUGCUGCCAAAGCCCACAAGCUGUGCUCUAAAGUAUCAAAGUUUGUUAAAGACGUUUUAUAUAUAAAGUUUAAUGGUGGGCCAGAUAGCACAAGAUCAGUUAUAAGUAAAGAGAUUGUUGAUAUCUACAACAAGUGUGGAAAUUUAGAUGUAAGGCUAAUGUUGAAACCUAUAAACUCUGUAAAUAAAAUAAACACUUCUAAAACUAUUCAACUUGUGAUGUAUGAUAAAGAAUUAACACAAGACAUUAGUUAUUUAAAGCAAUCAUUGGAAAAUGUAGUAAGUGAAUGCCCAAUGCAAUGCAUAGAUAAUGAAUCACCCAUUAGUGUUGUUACCAGUGAAGAUGUGAAAACUUAUGAAUAUGUUGCUCUUGGUGGUACAUUUGAUAGAUUACAUAAUGGACACAAAAUUCUUCUAUCACAAGCUGCUUUGAGAUCCACCAACCAUGUCACUGUUGGAGUUACAGAUGUAAAUAUGAUACAGUCAAAAAUAUUAUGGGAAUUGAUAGAACCAGUUGAGCAAAGAAUAAACAAUGUACUGCAAUUUUUGAGAGACAUAAAUGCAGAUUUGGAGUACAACGUUUUACCAAUUCAAGACAUGUAUGGACCAACAAAAGAUGAUCCUAGAUUUCAGCUCUUAAUAGUAAGUGAAGAAACAUCUCGUGCAACAAAGAAAAUAAAUGACAAACGAAAAGAAAAUGGACUACAACUAUUAGAUUUCCAUACAAUUGAUCUAGCAGAGAAUUUAAAUCAGCAGUCUAUUGAAGAAGAAAGAAAAAUCAGUUCCAGUAACCAGAGAAUGAGAUUAUUGGGCACUUUGUUAAGAGAACCAAAGCCAAAUCCACACAUACCUGAUUGGCCUUACGUUAUUGGCUUAGCUGGAGGCAUUGCUAGUGGGAAGAGUAAUAUUACUGAAAAAUUAAAAUUAAAAGGUGCAGGGAUAGUAAAUUGUGAUAUCAUAGCCCAUGAGCUGUACAAACCGGGUCUACCCUUGAACCGGACCAUUGCUGAAGAGUUUGGUCAUGGCGUCAUAACAGAAGGCGGGGAAGUGGACAGGAAGAAACUUGGAACCAUCGUUUUUGGUGAUAAGAACCAGUUAAAGAAACUCAACCAGAUAGUAUGGCCGGCGGUGAUAGAGGAAGCCCAGAGGCAGGUGAAGGCAUUCGGUGAGCAGGGUUACAGGGUGGUGGUGAUGGAGGCGGCGGUGAUGGUGCGGGCCAAGUGGUACACCAGCUGCCACGAGCUGUGGACGGUCAUUAUACCACCUAAGGAGGCCAUCAAAAGGUUACAAGAACGCAACAACCUUACUGAAGAAGAGGCCAGGCAACGUAUCGAAGCGCAACCCACGAACCAGGAACAGGUCGCGCUCGCCAACAUAGUGUUCAGUCCGUUCUGGAGCUACGAAUACACACAGCGACAAAUAGACCGCGCCUGGGACCAACUACAGCGAUAUCUAGACACGAGGAAA